AUGAAGCAGGACAUCCUCAUCCUCGGCGCAGGGGAGCUGGGCCUCGCCGUCGUGGAGGCCCUCGCCAAGCACCCCCUACACUCGCAGACCAAGUUGACUGUGCUUCUGCGCCAGUCCACCCUCGACACGGCUGCACCAGAGAAGAAGCGUACAGUGCACCAUCUCAAGGGCCUAGGCGCGGACUUUGAAGGUGCCGACAUGGCGGCGGCGCCUGUGUCAGAGCUCUCCGCCAUUUUCAAAAAGUACGACACCAUCAUAUCAUGUUCUGGCAUGGCCAUGCCACCCGGUACGCAGACAAAGAUCACGGAGGCCGUCCUGGACGCUGGCGUCAAGAGGUACAUGCCAUGGCAGUUUGGCAUGGACUACGAUGUCAUCGGCGAGGGCAGCGCGCAGGAUCUCUUUGACGAGCAGCUGGCCGUGCGCAAGUUGCUCCGCGGACAAGACAAGACCACAUGGACCAUCGUCUCGGUGGGCGUGUUCAUGAGUUUCAUCUUUGAUCCGUGGUUCAACAUUGUGAACAUCAAGGAGAAGACGGUCAACGCGCUCGGGAGCUGGGAUACGUCCAUCACCGCGACAACACCAGAGGACGUUGGUCGCGUGGUGGCGGAGGUCGUUCUCCAUCCGAAGGAGCUCGUAGAGCAGAGUGGGAUUGCGUUCGCGGCAGGCGAUACCGUGUCCUACAGUCAGCUGGCGGAUCUUGUCGAGGCGCGGUGCGGCACAUCCUUUCAGCGCGAGCUCUGGGAUUUGGAGGCCCUGAAGAAGGAGAUGGCAGAAAAUCUUAGUGGUAGGGUCAAGUACUGGGGCGCUUUUGCGCAGGGAAGGGGAGUAGCGUGGCCACGGGAGAAGACGGUCAAUCACGAGCGUGACAUCCCCAUGACGGAUCUUAAGGCCUACCUGGAGAAGAUGGAGUAG
Emericellopsis cladophorae is the source of this 912-nucleotide messenger RNA. Its product is annotated as Isoflavone reductase P3-like protein. The record is from RefSeq and is a predicted model, not a curated record. NCBI's taxonomy places the organism in Eukaryota, Fungi, Ascomycota, Sordariomycetes, Hypocreales, Bionectriaceae. The coding region runs from base 1 to 912 and encodes 303 amino acids. Gene Ontology annotation, molecular function: oxidoreductase activity. The transcript has a single exon.